This is a messenger RNA of Gambusia affinis (western mosquitofish), 1478 nucleotides long. RefSeq lists its product as uncharacterized. The transcript is spliced from 2 exons. Gene Ontology annotation, biological process: innate immune response. Gene Ontology annotation, molecular function: complement component C1q complex binding. The coding region runs from base 658 to 1413 and encodes 251 amino acids. The record is from RefSeq and is a predicted model, not a curated record. NCBI's taxonomy places the organism in Eukaryota, Metazoa, Chordata, Actinopteri, Cyprinodontiformes, Poeciliidae.
UUUGCAUUGUCUUUGAAAGACUGCAUGAAAAUUAGUAAUGCUCUUCUAAGCAAUCAGGGGAAAAAUGUUUUUAUUGGCUAUUCAGAAACUAAACCCUUCUUAUAAUUUCGCAAUCUAGCUUUGCUGAUGAAGACCUCCAAGCCAUCACCCUCAUUUUUAGCUCCAUUCACAGAUUCAGAUCAUGAAUUUGGCAGGAGUUCUUCCAAAAGCAAUAUUACUUGCUGUCUGGAGAAACAAGUUACUUUUUUUUCUUUUUUUACUAAUCUUCCUGUUUUCUUUUGCAAAAAAUAAAAAGUUGGAAUUGUACCUGCAGCUUUACUUCCCUUUAGUUUACCCCGGGUUGCCUAUGUGCUCUCUCGUCUCCACUCUAAGCCCUUAUUCUCCAUGAUGCCCACAUUUCCAUGUCAGCGUGAAUUUUGACUUUACCUCCAUGGUAGCGUCACUCGCCCACUCUCCACACACCCUCCUCGAGGUUCUCCCUCCUUCCCUCUUGCUGAGUUUAUAAGUCAGAAACGGCCUCGUUGAGCUCACUGAGCAGAGCUUUACACUGAGGGAGGGGGACUAAAUGAGAAAGCAAGAGCAGCGCGAGUAAAUCUAAACGAAAUUCACAGAAUAAAAUAAUUAACACAGUAGAACAAGAGGAGUUAGAGCCCUGUCAUGCAUGUGUUUAGGAUGUGGGGUGUGCUCUGUGUGCUUAGUGCUGCUGGUUUGUCUUUAUGUGUGAAUGAGAUUGAGGACGAUGACGGCUUUGCAGACAACUACGGCAACAAGAUUUCUCUGGACCAACAGCAGGAGUCAUCAAACACGCCGUACCAUGCAGGCCUCUCCCACUGGGACAAGCUUUUCAUCGCUCUGGAGGACUCCCACAUGAGGCAGAACAUGCUGCUGGAGUCGGGGGAGCGGUGCUGCGGAGGAAUGGCGUCUCUGAGGAGCCAGCUGGACAAGCUCCUCCGGGGGGCGUCGCAGCAGAGCGCGCCCAGUCUGGGGUCAGCGUGCAGGGCGCAGGCGGAACACGUGGCUCUCGGGCUGCACCGCGGCCUGGCAGAGCUCCGCCGGGACGGGGCAGAGAUGGAGAGGAGAAUAAACGCCACCUUGCAGGUCAUCCUGCGCGGCAGACACGAGGAUGAGGCUCGGCUGAGUCGUCUUGAGGAGGCCGCGUCAGAAAGCAGCAGCAGCAGCAGCAGGGGACACCAGCCGACUCAGAGGCCUGGAGGUUCGGGCAGAGCUUUUAGCUCGGGGGCGAAUUCAUUCCCGUCCGAGCUGGGGGAGCAGGAUUUGUCGUCACUGGUGGACCUGGAUAUGUUAAGAGGCUCUCUGGUCGUCAUAGCGAGAGACGUGCAGAGGGUUUACCUGCAGCUGAGCACUGCGAUCGAGCAGGCAGGAACUCUGAGGAAGGGCAGAGGAGACACAUGAACUGCCUGCAAAAGAACAAUAUGCACAGCAAAAAAAACAAACUAGCAUUUUGCGUACUUUUUGUU